Molecule: messenger RNA, 1610 nt
Organism: Ficedula albicollis (Collared flycatcher)
Lineage: Eukaryota; Metazoa; Chordata; Aves; Passeriformes; Muscicapidae
Gene: RXYLT1
Product: transmembrane protein 5
Exons: 5
Coding region: 133-1083 (316 amino acids)
Biological process (GO): protein O-linked glycosylation via mannose
Cellular component (GO): Golgi apparatus
Molecular function (GO): ribitol beta-1,4-xylosyltransferase activity
Source: RefSeq, a predicted model, not a curated record
CAGCAUAUUUUUGGAGGACACCUUGAGCCAGCUGAUGUGACUGCACAGUGGAGAGAAGGAAGCCAAAAAGCAGGAAAAACAUACUUCAGAUGAGGCUAGAGGGAACUAGCUGAGGUGACAUAUUUGGAGAAUAUGUGCUGCUCUGCAGUUUUCUGUGUGCUGUAUUUUGUAUUUCUCAGCUUCCUCACUGGCCCGGCUGUGGUUCCCGGCUACUUCUCGGUGGAAGCGGAGCACGUGGUGCUGGUGCUGAACGGGAGGGAGCCGGCGAAGGUCGCCUACGCCACGCAGUGGCUGCACUACGCACAGACACUGAUGGAGACCCGCAAGAUCCAGCACGUGGCGGUGGUGCUGCUCGGCAGCGAGCGGUGCAGCAACGCCUGGAUUCAGCCCUACCUGAAACGGAACGGGGGAUUUGUACAUCUGCUCUUUGUUACGUAUGACUGUGCGUUCGUAAACGAGGAAGAUAUUUUCCAGUGGCCUUUAGGAGUAGCUACCUACAGAAGUUUUCCGGUCGUGGAACCCAGCUGGUCAAUGCUACAUGAUCCAAGACCAUAUCUAUGUAAUUUCUUAGGAACAGUUUAUAAGAAUUCUUCUAGAGAAACCCUAAUCAAAAUUCUGAAACAGGAUGGGCUUGACAAACACUGCUGGAUUGCAGCCAGAGAACAGUGGCAGCCUCAAGAAACAAAUGAAAGUUUCAAAAACUAUCAAGAUGCCUUGCUGCAGAGUGAUUUGACAUUGUGCCCAGUGGGAAUAAAUACAGAAUGUUACAGAAUUUAUGAAGCUUGUUCAUAUGGAUCUCUGCCCGUUAUAGAGGAUGUAAUGACACCGGGUGAUUGCGGAAAUUCAUCAAUGUACCACAGUGCUCCGUUGCAAUUAUUAAAAACCAUGGGGGCUCCAUUUAUCUUUAUUAAGAACUGGAAAGAGCUUCCUGCUAUUCUAGAAAAAGAAAAAAAAAUGAGCUUACAAGAAAAGAUUCAAAGGAGAAAAAAGCUUUUAGAAUGGUAUCGAAACUUCAAAGCGUGGAUGAGACAAAAAUUCAUUAAUACUUUGGAAAAUUCAUUUUUGCCCAGUGAUAAAGGAUAAAUUGUCCCGUUUGAAAAUCUAGAAUAAAUGACAGCUUAAUUUCCAUUAACCUGAGGCAGCUUUUACCUAAAAGUAACCUCACAGGGCAGAUGCAUUCCUUUUAAACUCAAUGGAAUUGCUCUAAGCUUGGCCAAGAGCUACAUUUGGCGCUCCAUCCUUAGUGAUUUUCAGAGAAGUUGUUGACUUAAUAGGAUGGUACAAGGAUGACAACAAUUUUGUUACUAUUUUCACAAUUUCUAUGUUGCUGUGUGACCUGAUAAAUUUUUUUAAGGAUAAUAUCUUUGAGCAUGUGAAUUUGGUAAAAUCCAACAUAAGAUCAUCCAUUGUGUUUGAAGAAAAGAGAAUGGAGGCUGUAUGGUACAGGGUAAUUUAUUAGAGAGACUGAAAAAGAAAAGUAUUGUGACAGAAUUACCAUGUUUAGCAUAUUCUGGUAAGUGCUUGUUUUGAAAAUGUGAACUGUUUACUUGACAUUUCAUUUCCAACAAAAUGACCAUACAGCUAAAAACUGUGGAAUAAAAAUGUAUAUU